Molecule: messenger RNA, 2178 nt
Organism: Actinia tenebrosa (Australian red waratah sea anemone)
Lineage: Eukaryota; Metazoa; Cnidaria; Anthozoa; Actiniaria; Actiniidae
Product: N-lysine methyltransferase setd6
Biological process (GO): peptidyl-lysine monomethylation
Cellular component (GO): nucleus
Molecular function (GO): protein binding; protein-lysine N-methyltransferase activity
Source: RefSeq, a predicted model, not a curated record
AUGGCGGACGGAGUAACAAGUUUUUCCCUAGACAUUUCUGUAGAAGAAAAAGACCCAAUUUUGGAUAAAUUUUUGAUUUGGUGCAAAGAAAAUGGCCUUAUACUCAGUAAGAAGGUGAAAGUAUGUAGCAGAGGUUCUUGUCAUCGUUACGGUAUGGUAGCCACAGAUGAUAUAAGUCAAGGCGAGUGUCUUUUCUCGAUACCAAGGAAUUUACUGCUUGAGCCGAAAACGUGUUCUGUUGCCUUGGAGACAGAGAAUGUUGGGAAAUCACAAAGAGGGUCAGGCUGGAUUCCUCUUCUGUUAGCCCUCAUGUAUGAGUACACUAACCCUGCAUCGUUCUGGAGGCCUUACCUUGAUAUUAUACCUGGUAUUGGCGUACUGGAUCAGCCGAUGUUCUGGACUAAAAACGACAGGGAACAACUUUUAAAAGGGACUGAAAUUGAGGAAGAUGUGGAACAGGAUCUAAAAUGCAUUGAAAAGGAAUAUUCUAGUGUUGUUAAAGCCUUUAUCAAGAAAAAUAAGAACAAGUUUGAUAAGACCAUCCAUUCGUUGGCCCUCUACAAGCACAUGGCAGCCUUCAUCAUGGCUUACAGCUUCACAGAAAACAAUCCUGGUUGCCAAGGUGACAAUGCCCCUGUUAUGGUGCCCAUGGCUGACAUUUUGAAUCACCAUAGCAACAAUAAUGCACAUCUGGAGUUUGCUAAAGAAGAGCUUAGGAUGGUGUCCACUCAGCCUAUUGCUAAGGAUCAAGAAGUGUUCAACACAUAUGGACAGCUUGCCAACUGUCAUCUCCUUCAGUCUUAUGGAUUUGUGGAGAAAACACCUAACCCAAAUGACACGAUGGAUAUCCCUGUUGCCAUUGUCUAUGACGUUCUUCGUCAACAUUCGAUAUCAAAACACGAAGCUCGCAUUCUUGAUGCAAAGUUUCAACUGAUGGAAGAAAUGGGGUUGGCUUCCAGUGACGAUGUAUUCGUCUUUGAUCUGAAGGGAUAUCAAAACCAGGGACCCGAUCUAUCAGUGGUCCUCAAGGUUCUACACCUAAGUGAAGAAGAACUUAAAAUGAUACUCAAGAAAGACCAAGAAACAGAGAACCAUCCCAAAGAUCUGGAAGACUUGGUUCGUCUUUUUGAAAACUGUAGCGAAGAACAGAAGUCUAUCAACAGCAAGAUUAUAGAAAAUGCAUUUAAUGUUAAAGAUAGAAAACGUAGGAAUGAAUCAUUGGUGGACAAUGAAUCUAUGAGUGGUGUAGCAAACAAGAAAGCAAAGGCUAGACGUGGCGGCUGUAGGAAUGAUGAUGAUGACGUUGUGGAUGAUGAUGAUAAUGAAGAUUAUGAUGAUGAUGAUAAUGAUGAUGAACCUGGACAUUAUGCUGUUAAUGGGGUAUAUGAUAGCGAUGAUGAUGAUAAUGAAAAUGAUGUGGACGACGAAAGUAAUGAUGACUUGGAUGCUAGUAAUGACGAUGAUGAUGAUGUGGAGGAUGAUGGUGAUGAUGAUAUUGACAGCGAACAUGAUGAAUCAAAAUCUGAAGAUGGAGACGACGAGAAAAUAGAUCACAUGACCUAUGAGCAAAUGAAGAAAGAGUUUCCUCUGGCGUGGAGACAAGCACUAAGCAGGGUCGCAGAGGAUUGUAGCUCGAGAAUCGUUACCAUGGAGAAAGAAAAAAAGAUAAGUACAGAAAACACAGAUGAACUAACUACACGAGAACAAUCAAUCAAGCUGAUGUUAGGAGGAUUGAAGGACAUUUUACGUCAUGUUUGUGAACUGGUUGAUAAACCAGACAAUGAAGAAUCAAGCUGACAAGAUAUGUAUUGACUUUAUACAAUUAGUACAAUUUAGUACAGUGAUCUUACUCGGCCCUUGAAAGAAAGUUGUAUAAUAAUUAUUUCCUACCAGUCCAAGUAAAACUAAAAAACGAUCGAAUGAGUGUCUAUUACUAUGCUUUAUGCUUGUUAUUUUUUCAUGGGCCAAGUAAAAUCACUUUACCAGUAGCAAAAGUGACAUUUAAUGUACAACCAUAAUCAGGCGUAGUGAUUGGUUGGGGUGUAUUUCCACGUUUUCUGAUUGGUUAAGUUCUGGAAGCCAUCUUAGAGUCAUUUUACCGUUUUCCAUUUGUAUGAAAAGGGAAGGUAAGCUUUGCACAAGUAACGUCAGCUACGUUGCAAAUUUGUACAAUUUUUU